This is a messenger RNA of Andrographis paniculata, 644 nucleotides long. Its product is annotated as tubulin-folding cofactor A. Gene Ontology annotation, molecular function: beta-tubulin binding. The record is from RefSeq and is a predicted model, not a curated record. NCBI's taxonomy places the organism in Eukaryota, Viridiplantae, Streptophyta, Magnoliopsida, Lamiales, Acanthaceae. Gene Ontology annotation, cellular component: microtubule cytoskeleton; cytosol. Gene Ontology annotation, biological process: tubulin complex assembly; post-chaperonin tubulin folding pathway. The coding region runs from base 94 to 435 and encodes 113 amino acids. The transcript is spliced from 3 exons.
UCUUCUUUGGAUCAAUAUCAGUCCAAACCCUACCUUCUUCUUCUUCUUUCGAUCGAUCGGACCAAAACCUAGCGGGAAUCGGAGGAAGCAGAAAUGGCGACGCUGAGGAAUUUGAAGAUAAAGACAUCAACCUGCAAAAGAAUCGUCAAGGAGCUGCACUCGUACGAGAAAGAGGUCGAGGCAGAGUCUGCCAAAACCGCCGAUAUGAAGGCCAAGGGGGCUGAUCCCUACGAUCUCAAGCAGCAGGAGAAUGUGCUAGCCGAAUCAAGGAUGAUGGUGCCGGACUGCCGCAAGCGUCUAGAAGCUGCUCUGAGUGACCUUAAAGGCACUUUGACUGAGCUGGAGGAGUCAGGAGAGAAGGAAGCUUCAGAAAUUGACGAUGCUCGUAGCACGAUUGCACAGGUUGAGCAGUUGCUUAGCUCCUCGGAAGGUUAGUAACCCGAUCUAGCGAGUGAUAUUUAUCGAAUCGUCGAAUUUGUCUUGCUUGUGAGUGUACUGUUACAUUGCUAAAUGGAAUGGGAUUCAGAAUGUCUUUGGCUAGUUUCAUUUGUUUGCAAUUCUGUGCACUCACUCUUGAAAAUGAUCAUUUGACAUUUGUUUUUUGGUGUGAGAUUUUAAUGUUUCAACUUUAAUCAUUUGAAUGA